This is a messenger RNA of Sphaeroforma arctica JP610, 2736 nucleotides long. RefSeq lists its product as hypothetical. The transcript has a single exon. The record is from RefSeq and is a predicted model, not a curated record. NCBI's taxonomy places the organism in Eukaryota, Ichthyosporea, Ichthyophonida. The coding region runs from base 290 to 907 and encodes 205 amino acids.
GCAUUCGACAAUUAUGUCACACAACUAUGUACUAUACUAUAGUAUCUCACAGUAGUUAAGCCCAUCUCGGUUCAGAAUAUACGGGUCUCAACCUUACACGAUUCACAUAUAAAUGUACGGCGAAUUCCAAAGUGUUCUCUAAUUCUAUAUGAGUACAAGAAGGGCAACCUACAUAUAGAGUGGUCAGGUUUUCAAGCUAUUCCUAUCGAACAUUUGGAUACUCGCUCACAAUCUAGGACACUACACCUGCACGAAUUCAAUAGUAUCAAAUAGACACUUUCGGACGAGAAUGUCAGUUCAACAUCAGAAACCCGGGCUCACCCCCACUGGACUGCGGCGUGUGUCGGAGUCAAGUAAUCUGUUGGGCCUGUCAAGCAACAAUAUUCCUCGAAACCUUGUGCACAAAAAGAUUAAUGGCACUGUGCAUGGCAGAAACCUAACACACACUCGUCUAACAUCGGAGGACGAGAACUCUGGUGCCACGGUGCCCUUAUGUUGGCAAAUGCUAGCAUUUGUUGGGCUUGGCUUGUUUGGCAUCCUCUUGGCGGUGAUAGCGUUCAUUAACCUUGUGUGGGUGGGAGCUAUAGUGGUGUGCUUUGCGAUCGAAAUUGCGAAGGCUGUCGACGUAUUUGAGGUGUCUGAGUCAAUCGGAUAUCUCGCAGGGAUUGUCACCUGCUCACUCGCUGCUAUACACUUCAGCCAGGAAAUAUACUUCUUUUUUCUGGAAUCGAAGUCUAUACGCACUUGUAUAGAGCGCCUGUCGGCUUUAUGCCGGUCGAAGUCGAGCAACAACUUCUUAGCGGGUGCUGAUAAUAGUAGUAGCUUAAAACUAGGGGAUUUGGAUAUGAAAGUCAAUUUAGUUGGGAAUGCGCAGCGGAUUGUUCGGACAGAAUUGGUGGUGAGCUGAAAUUCUAGCAACUCAACACAUAUGCUUAUUGUCAGUGAUGUAUAUACAUUCAACAGCAUACAUCAACACACAUGCUGUGAAUCGGUGAUGUAUGUACAUCAACACAUGAAUCUAUGACGUGGAAAUCUUUGCAGGGCUCUUCGGUGAAGGUCUAAGUAGUAGUAGUGUGAGGAUGUUCUGUGGCCUCGUCAUCCUGCAGACUCACCGGCAUACACUAUCAUACUGCCGAUGUAGGGCAGUAGUUAAUUAUCAAAUCAGGAAUAUAAUCUUAUUGAUUCCGAACGACGCAGAUGUCCUUGCGUGAUGUCAAUUUCGGUAACUGAGUAAUAGUUUGGGACGUACACAAUAGUUAUACUCCGUUAGGCUGGUAUUCGUUGUCCUGUAUAGAGUACCGAGCACACGUCUAAAAAUAGCAUAAUUGCACGGGUUUAGGAAGUAGUUGCAAUAGGUCCUCCAGAUUGCUUGCGUCUGUGUAGGCCUGGUACUGGCGUCUUGUACUGGCGUAUGGGAUUACUUGUCCCAAGAGUAUACGAAGAGAGUACUGUCAGAUUGUCGAUGAAUCCAAUCAAGCACAACAGGUAUUGGUGGUCAGCGGUGUUCAGUGAUGCAUCUUUUCUGACAGUGUGCAGAAAGUAUGUAAGUGAUGUUUAGUGGCUUAUUCGGCACCAAUGACAACAGUGUUCAGCGACGACACAGGGGUUUCCUGAUGGAGGACACAAAAUUAGUACUAAGGCAGCUGAAGUGCUCAUGGAUGCAUACAUGUCUCCGCUGCGUGUGAGUGUGCGAGAGCGUCAUAGUAUGAAGCUCACACAGAAGCGAAGAGCUCAAUAUGCGGGAUUAGUUAUAACCAUAGUUGCCUCUGUUGUGCGUGUAGCAAUAAAGUCAUUUGCACCAUACACAACUGGAAGGUUAUCAAAUUCACUCAUAAAUAAUAAAUAAUGUGGGUAUUGUUUGACUAUAAUGUUGCAGACAUAUUUUGUCCGCAAUAAGUUUAACAUGAACUUGCGGGUCUAUAACCAACUCAGGUCAUGCAAACCACGUAUAAAGUCCCGACUAUACUCAAGCACAUAUGCUGGAGAUAAAACAAGAUUUUCUUGGGUGAGUAGCUGUAAAAGUUCUAAAGGAGCCUGCAAUCAAAUACUCGCGAACGUUUGGUGUAUCAGGCUCGUGUAUAUGCCAAACAAAGACAAACUUAUACAUGGAUAUAAAACAUCGGAGUCAGCUUUGGUUUAAAAAAGGAAAGCGGAUCUGCAUAUGAAGUUGUAUGCAAAGCAAGCUACACAUUCCCCUAUAUCUGCACGGAAUAAAGAGUAUGCAUCAACCGAUAGAACUGGGUUCGAAUGGCCAUUGAGCGCAACAAUAACAUUCAAACUUUAUAUUUUAGAAAUACUUUAUUUGUACCCAUGAAGAGGAACCAGUUGAUGCCUACAGCGCCAACCGCUACCCGAGAUAGUGAGACUGUGUUGUCAAGGCUGCGAAACAGAAGCGGCACACAACGACAGUAAGUGACAGAACGACCAGAGGUCCCGCAGAGUCAUUGAGGGUAAUACAAUAACGAAAGACCUAAAAUCAGAAAUAAACCUCAGUGUAUACUUUAAUUCAAGCACACCGAUACCUGUGUGUAUAUUUAGAUGGCUUUUCUGCACACUCCCAAUAUCAAUGCGGCACAGUAGCCAUCCACUGGUUAUUCAGCUGCAACAAUGGAGUUAUCCCUCGUAUCCACAUACACAUCUACAUGCAUACAUAGAAUAAAUAAAAUCGCCUGUGCAUACAUUAUAUACGUACACACGCACACACAUAUAUACAAAAAGAUAAAAUUUAAACAUAUG